AUGAGGGAUUUUCGGGUGGUCCGAGCGACCCUACCCAUCCGUGUUGAUCCAGAGCAUCCUGAGUUGAAGUUAUCCUCUCACGGGAGGAAGGUCCAUAGUUUAGGUAGGCCUGUCCCUGCCAUUGAGGGACUCGUUGCUGGGACAAGACUAAGUCCUCUGAUCGCAUGUUCGGUAGACACCGAUGAUCGGGGACUUUUGUCCCCGUUGGUGGAGCGAUGGCACCGGGAGACGUCUAGUUUCCAUCUCCCGGUGGGAGAGCUCACGAUCACGCUGGACGACAUCUCCUCGCUUCUUCAUCUGCCCGUGGUUGGCAACUUGCACGCCUUUCAACCCUUGCACGUGGACGAUGCGGUUCAGAUGCUGGUGGACUUAUUGAUGGUCUCUGCAGAGUCUGUCAGGGCUGAGAUAGCCCAGUGUCGUGGACCGUACGUACGCCUGCAAUGGGUAUGUGACAUAUACGAGCGCCGAUGCCAGGCAGUUGCAGACUCCACUGUUGAUCAGGAAUACGACGAGGAUUCCCCGCGUGCGUGUAGGUGGAUUGCGACGAAGAAGAUCAUGAAGAGCAUACGUACACCGGCGUACAGGGAGCGCCUGGACCGACUCCGGAUUCCGGAUGUCUGUUGGAUCCCGUAUGGGGAGCACCGAUCGGUCCGGGACUUCCAUGUCAUAUCAUGCUAUUCCGGUCUCUUGCGCUGGGGACCUGAUGCAGUUUAUUACCAUCCAGAGAGGCCCCGAGUCGUCCCUCAGGCCCCACAAACGGAUAUCCCUCACGUGCCGGAGCCAGGAGCAUCGUCGACAUCUGUGGAUGAGCCUAGACAUGCAGUGGAAGUUUGUGAUGACAUUGUUGAGAGGUUGGAGCACCAUCUGAGUUUAGGGGUGGUCACGCCAGGCUCAUCGACACAUAAGGUGAUCGAAGAAUGUCUCAGGAUGGCCAGGAGUGGGACACAGGACCAUCUAGUAUAUGUUAGGUCUAGACGCAGGCGGCGCACGGAUCAGGCAUAG
This is a messenger RNA of Glycine soja, 1002 nucleotides long. RefSeq lists its product as uncharacterized. The transcript has 5 exons. The coding region runs from base 1 to 1002 and encodes 333 amino acids. The record is from RefSeq and is a predicted model, not a curated record. Gene Ontology annotation, biological process: meristem development; meristem maintenance. NCBI's taxonomy places the organism in Eukaryota, Viridiplantae, Streptophyta, Magnoliopsida, Fabales, Fabaceae.